Synchiropus splendidus (mandarinfish) is the source of this 7836-nucleotide messenger RNA. RefSeq names its product collagen, type VIII, alpha 1a (gene col8a1a). The record is from RefSeq and is a predicted model, not a curated record. Gene Ontology annotation, molecular function: protein binding. The coding region runs from base 4806 to 7034 and encodes 742 amino acids. The transcript is spliced from 9 exons. Lineage: Eukaryota; Metazoa; Chordata; Actinopteri; Syngnathiformes; Callionymidae.
CCGAUUAGUGUCUUAUUUUCUGACAGUUGGGACAGAUUCCAUUCAUCGUCUUGUGACUCAAGCGCGCAUCAUUUAUCGUUCAAGAUCCUUCCCUCAGCACAGACGCUUGAAUCUAUAGUGUCGUUCUCCUCAUGGCAGCAAGGGGACGCUAUACCGGAAGUCAACGAGUUCGACAGCGACACGCGUAAAUUAAACUUUAAACAUAUACUGUAUAUAUGUAUAUAUAACUUCGCCUGGAGGUUUACUGUGCGCAGGUAAAACACAAAGCCAAACGAGGUCGCUAUAACGUCCAUGCACACACCAGGAGCGUUUCUUGAAGGAGAGGCUGCUACUAUAAGCUAAUGUUAGCAUCGGUGCUAAAAACAAACGCCGACUUAACAUAGCGACACCAUAAAUGCACUGUUUACUCGGGCUGUAGUAUAUAAGUAACACAAGUGACGACUAGUCAAUGCGCGUAAUACGAUUAACCGACUGUUAAAAGCAUUUAUUUCUCCUAAACUUUCUGAGCGCCGGUAUUCUUCGACAGUGCAGGUUGGCGACACCAAGUGUGUAAAGACUUCAGCUGCAGCACGUCAUUUUCCUGCGUGGAGUACAUUGCUUUUAACCGUGUUUAUUAACGUUACGACAUGCAUGUUUUUACAAGCCAGAGUCAGAAAAGCUUAAUCCCAGGGGAAAUGUUGUGCCUAACGUUACAUGCUCCGUAAACAACAAACAUACAGAUAUGAAAUGUGAAACAUGAAAUUCUCAUUUUUUUUAAACAGACAGUAUAUAACAGUUCAUUUUAACAAUUCUAAAUCUUAGCAAUUCCAUUUUUAUUUGUAUGAUGGUUGACCACAUUCCCUCCUUUUCCUGCUUUUUGUCCCUUUUUCAAUGAUAGAGCUGUGUAGAAUAAAAAAGAGAUUGCAAUAAAGUACAAAUGAAAAGAACUGACUUAAUUCCCUGACCAGGAGAUUAAUGCAGUUACACCACAUACUAUUUUGAGCUAAAUAUUCUGAAUAUACCUUCACCCCUGUAGACUGCUAUUAUUAUUUUUGUUGAUAUUGCCGCGUAUAUACGAAGCUGAACUCCAUGUUUAUCCCCUCUCUUCAUGGCUGAGUCAAAUCCUCAACAGAAGCAGCACGGCUGUGUUGUGUUGUUGGUUGUGAAUUAUGUGAUCAGCAUUUCAGACAAACAAUGUUUUUUGGCACUUGGAACCGUGUUCUGGAGACAGUUGGUGCUGGUGAACCAGUUAGUCAGAUUUAGUCAUCACAUGCCUCAGUCGUGUCAGUACCUGCGCCUGACUCAGAGAACGGCCAAGAAUCUGAUGAGCACAGCAGAAAUGUCUUUCUGUGUUUUUGUCUUCAGCUAAGUUUUUUGUUCAAAUUCAGAUUCUGUUUGGUCAGUACAAGGAGAAAACCUGCUCAGUCUCACUGUCCCGCUGCAGGAAAAUGAAAUGAGGAGCUCAGUCUGUAUUGUUUAAGUUUCACUUCUUGUUUCAGUUGUUACUACUUACAUUUGUUCAGGUCGUAUUAUUUCACUGUUCUGAAUCGCUUCUGUAUAGUAUACAGAUUUCUUUUUUAAUUGAGAAGCUUUCUCAAAAUAUUCUUUAAUUUUCUUUCAAGCACAUUUCUAUUUUUAAUAACGUGGCCGCUUCCUCUAAAAUCAUGAUUUAACUUUUCCAGAUUUUCCUUCUUUUAAAUAUAAAAUAAUACACGUUUGUUUGCGUCUCCCUACAUGAAAUCAGUUUGACCCAUAAGAAUGAAAACGCAAAAUGAAAAGCAACUAAUUUUUCUGGAAACUCGAAAUUAUUUCAGCAUAUGUAUACAGUGCCAUCUACUGGUGUAUAUCUAGACUGCAAGCUGUCACUCAAACAUUUCUUAACCCUAAAAAGCAUCUUUUCUCCUGACUCUUGGUGAUGCUUUCCAUCACAAAAUAACGACCAUUAUCUCAUCAAUUAACGGAAAAUAUUUCAUUCAACCAGCCAGUAAAUCAGAGUCAUGUCUCGUGGUUGUAAGGUUUAGUCGUUCCGGAAUUUCUGGAGACGUUUGAUGUCUCGGCAUGUAGUUGUGUUUGACCAGUCACCUCCGGAAGGACCGAUCGGACUGCGAAGAAUUCAACCUGCAGGUCCCGCUGGUGACCAGAGGGGUCAAGAGUUGCCAUGGCUGACUGAGGAUCUCCUGUGCUAGAUGAUGAAUGUGGUCGGAAACUGUUGGAGUCAAGAACCGAGUCCGCUUUGUUCGCUCAAAUAAACACGUGCGACUCAGUGAGCCACUGGCUGUGUGGCGAUCCAGGAGACCAAAUAAUAUGUGGCGACUUUGGAGCAUGUGCUCAUCUCUCUGCACCCAGCUCAACAGCAUCAGGUAAUGACCACUUCUUCACAGUAGUGACGGUUAGUUUGGCGCUGGAUUAAAGUCCUGAUGUGAUGACAUCAUAACACCUCUCUCUCACGCCUGUCUUUAACUGCUCCUGACCUCUGAUUGUACCCUGACAUUUAUUGUCCCAGAAGACAAACUGUCUUUGUGAUAACAGUGUCUUUUUAUGGCAGAAAUGCUGAAGAAUGUCCAGUUGCUCACGGUGCGGAGCAUCUCUAUCUGCACGCACAAACCUCCCUGUGUGCUCAGCAAACACUUUAAAUUGUUUAAACAUAAACAGUCCCAUGUAGCGCGGAUGAAGCCAGGAGAGAUAAGGGAGCAGAGUCAUUCCAACACUGGCACUGUAUCACAGAAAACUGCAGAGAAAUGGAUCUCUUGAAGAAGUUUGUGGAAGCACCAGGACGAGUGGGCCCUUCAAGACCUUUGACCCUUUCUCUUAACGCGGUGUUUGCUCGGUUAAGGAGGAAUGUUAGCGCUCACACACAUUACUACACACACACUUUACUCACCGCACAUCAACAAUGUAACUGAUAAUAUGUUCAUUCAUGACGUGCGAGCGGUUGGUGGGUGGGAUUCCCUACAAUAUGGUGGAAUCCGUCUCAAGGUGAGGUGGAUAAUGGAACUAAUGGGGCACUUUCAUCUUCAUUUCGAUGAAGCUGUUCCAUUCCCUCGACACACUCAACCUCUAGAAACAGGAAUGUGAUGGUGACUGACAGGGACGUUCACAGUUAGCACCCGAGUGGUGCUGGAGCCCCAGCUCUGCAGGGCAAAAGGGCCCUUUCUGGAGCCCAUUAUUAUUAUUAUUGUUUUGAUUUUGAUUGCUUGUUAAAAGGCACACAAUGGCUUUGUUGUAUAGUUUGAUAUUUUGAACUGGCUCAUGGUAAAAUGCUCUAUAUCUACAAGACACAAAGCGGCAUAUAGUCGCACACAGAGGUGUGAAAAAUUUUGCCAUAUCUCUGCCACAAUAGACGCAGUAAAAUUGAAUAUUUUAGUCACAAACCGACCAAUAACAAUAUUGAUGUUUUUUGUGAUGGGUGCCAUUUUUUAUGGCUUGAGCUCCAGCACUCCAAUAUGUACGUGCACUGGCCUGCUGACUGACUUGUCACUCUUGCAAACCUGCUACAAUAGAAAAUGUUUGCUGAUUUUCAUCCAUAAUAUUGAGAUGAACUAAAUGCAGUUUAUUUUGAUUGUUGGGGGGAAACGGAGUCCACGAGUUCCUUUCCGGGAAAGUGCAUCUUAAGAAGUUCCCUGACACCUCCACCAUUUCUUAUAGUUAACCUCAACUGGCUUGUUCUCUGUGCACUGCUGAUCUCUACAAGAAAACUUCACAGCAACUGUUCUUCUCAUGAAGAUUGAGAUCAUUCAAUGUGGACAGAAGAUCCACGUCAGGAGUAAUGUGCCAAAGCAGGUGCAUGGACUGAUGGAGCAAGGUCCCGGGGCUGGGUGAAGGAGGUAACAAAGAAGGACCAGGGACACAUGUAAGAACCUCCUAGCUACCUUCUCUAUGGUGCACUUGUCGGGCCAUCUGCAAGACACUGGCAACUAUGGCAUCUAUAAGGCUCUCCAACAGUGUGACUUCAGAUGAAGGACUGUGAAGGUUGACAGGUCCUGGGUUCGAAACUCGUGUUCUGGUGGAUUGGAGUGUGCCUUCCCUUGUGUCCCGAGAACCAUGGCUUCACAGGUGAUGGACCCGAUUCAUCCAGUCUCGUCACAUUAGAACCACAUUUAUCCAAGACCCGACACAUGAAGACAUAAAGCUUGCUCACUACUCAUCCAGAAGCGUGUCCUCCAAGCCUGAAAUCCCGCAAGAUCACAGGUGAAUAGAUAAGGGAUUCACUCAGAAGGUUGAAGACCUGACAGUCUCUCUGCUCCUGGUUCAGGUUUGGCGACGUUUAAAGUUCAUCCAGUUGUUCACAGUGAGUCCGUCUGCCUGUACUUGUGUGUAUAUGCAGGGGAUGCGACUAUGUACAGCGCUAACGGAUGGUGGAGAUGGUCUUGAUGCAUUUGAGGUCAAUAAAGAAAGUAAAAGUAGGCACAUAAACACACAAAGGCAGGAGGAGUUUAAAGACCUGCCAUUGCCACCUCAGAACCUCUCUGUCAAACACCGCCAGCAGUAACACAAAUACAGCUUUUAGUUUGUUUCUUAUUGGAUGUUAAAAUGUUCCCCAAUCUUUCAGGUGCCGACUCAGCAGGGAGGUGAAAUGAACUGUGUCAAGCCCCUCUUUCUCCCUCUCUCUCUCUCUCUCUCCAUGCCCCCCAUCACUCGCUCUCCCACCCUCAUUUGUGGCUCCACCCUGUGACAAAUAUAAGCUGUGUCCACAAGGUGGGCAUCUACUAUGAGCACAAAUCCCAGGGUUCCCCUCCGCGUGGUCCAGUGUCCGCCUGCUAUUCUUUCUGUCUGUCUGCCUGCAGUGACUAUUUCCCCAUAAUCGGACUCACGUGAAGGCCGUGGCCAUGCCUCCCCUCCCUGCCCCCGUCCUCCUGACCCUGCUGCAACUUGCAGCACUAGCGUAUGUCACCGCCGGGGCCUACUACAGACACAAGCCCCUCCCUCAACAGUACCAGCCCAUGCAGCAGCACCACAUGGGCAUGGGGCAAGAGAGCUUCCCUCAGCAACAGUAUCUCGGAAACGAGAUGCCCUUCAUGCAGUACCCCCACUACAGGAAGGAUCUGCCUCAAAUGCCUAUGCUCAAGGGCAAAGAAAACGGACGUAAAGGGGCCAGUUACAAAGGUGGACAAGACAAAGGUCAGACAAUUCCAAGUGGAGCCGAAGGAGUUCCUCAGGGAGAGCCAGGUCCAGCCGGACCUCCAGGACCAGAAGGGCCUCAGGGACCUCCUGGCACUCCAGGAAUUGGACAGGCAGGACCAGUGGGGCCACAAGGGCCUCCCGGUCCACCAGGUGAGACUGGAGUGGGCAAGUUAGGUUUGCCAGGACCACCAGGAAUUCCAGGGGAAGAUGGAGACAUUGGGCCACAAGGUGAAAUGGGCCCCACAGGUGAGGCCGGUCCUGCUGGGCAACCAGGCCCUCAAGGACCACCAGGGCCACCUGGCUUGCCGGGAAUUGGGAAAACAGGUGUGCAGGGCCUGCCAGGACAGCCAGGAGCUAAAGGAGAACCAGGCCACAAAGGUCUACCUGGGCUGCCUGGCUUACCUGGACCAAAAGGAGAUAAAGGAAUAGGCCAGCCAGGUCAACCAGGUCACAAAGGCCUUCCAGGACUGCCAGGACCUGCUGGCCCAAGAGGACUACCUGGCUUUGGAAAGCCUGGACUGAAUGGUAUGCAAGGUCCAAAAGGACCACCAGGUGAAAAGGGCCACCCUGGACUCAGAGGACCUCCAGGUCUACCUGGUGAAGGAGGAAAGCCAGGACCACCAGGUUUACCAGGCCAAGGCAAGAAUGGUGCAAAUGGUUUGCCCGGUCAAGCAGGUACACCAGGAAGUAAAGGUCACCCUGGACCACCAGGAUUGCCAGGAAAGCCUGGACUGCCUGGAUUUGGUAAGCCUGGACUUCCAGGUCCUAAAGGUGAUAAAGGUAUGGGUGGGCAACCUGGAGGUCCUGGACCAAAGGGUGAUAAAGGUCAUGGAGGGCUACCUGGAAGUAUUGGACCACCUGGCCCUAACGGGCCACCUGGUGCAGUUGGUCCGAUCGGUCCACCUGGUGAAAUAGGGACUCCUGGCCCAAAAGGAGAUUGUGGAGAAGGUGGACCCAAAGGACUUGAUGGUGUACAGGGUGAACCUGGUCCAACUGGGCUACCUGGAAAAGAUGGUAUGCCUGGAGAGCGUGGUGAUGCUGGGCCAAGAGGUCCUCCUGGUCCAAAUGGCGCCAAAGGUGAUGAUGGACAUAAAGGCCUUCCUGGACCUCCUGGCCCAGCUGGACCAACCGGGCCUAAGGGAGACAAUGGCGCACCCGGCGAAUUAGGGCCUCAAGGUCCAAAAGGAAUUCCUGGAAUUGACGGCGUAGCAGGUCCUAUUGGCCCCCCUGGUCUACCUGGUCCAAAAGGAGAUAGUGGACCUGCUGGACCCCCAGGUGUUGCUGCUGAAGGAAGUCCUGGUCUCCCUGGUCCUGUAGGACCCCCUGGAAAAGAAGGUCCUGCAGGACCAGCUGGGCAAAACGGUGUUCCAGGCCCUCCAGGGCCCCCUGGCCCACCUGGAGCACCUGGUCCUUCGCCAGACAUGGCUGGUGUUCUCUCUGAGAUGGGUCCUGGUCUGGACGGUGUGAAAGCUGGUGGUUACGGCAAGAAAGGCAAAUAUGCAGGAAACGGAGCUGAAGUCAUGGGUGCUAAUGGUCUGGAGAUGCCUGCCUUCACCGCAGUAGCCACGACUCCGUUCCCGCCAGUGGGCACGCCGGUGGUGCUCGAGAAGCUGCUGUACAACGGUCGCCAAAACUACAACCCCCAAACCGGAAUUUUUACCUGCGACAUGCCUGGCAUUUACUACUUUUCCUAUCACGUCAACUGCAAAGGAGCAAACGUUUGGGUGGCUCUGAUGAGGAACGAUGAGCCGGUGAUGUACACGUACGACGAGUACACCAAUGGUUUCCUGGAUCAGGCAUCAGGAAGUGCAGUUUUACCUCUCCAAACUGGCGACACCGUUUACAUUCAACUGCCGUCAGACCAAGCCGCUGGACUCUAUGCCGGGCAGUACGUUCACUCCUCGUUCUCUGGGUUUCUACUGUAUCCAAUGUAAGCGUGACUUCAUGAAGCUGAUGCGAGCUGAUACAAAGAGUGUCGGGAAGAUAAGGUCAGAAUGAAUAAAUGCAAUAAUGUGUGUCAGGUGAUGUCGGGAGUCUGUUUAGAUACAUUGUUCAACUAUGUACAGCUAUAAACGCGUGCAGUUAUUUUGCACAUUUGAUAAAAUCACCUCUGCAGUAUUAGAAAAUUAUAAGUAUUUUGAUGCUGAUAUUGUAAAGAAUAUGACGCGCAACAUUUCCCGCACAAACUGGCAGCUACCUCACGUGGCAAAGAAUGUGAACGAAAAGCAGACACCAGAACAGUUUGGGAGGCAAUGUAUAUUUUAUUUCUAGUGUACAUAAAGCUUUUAUCACCAUGAGGAGAAUGUAAAAUUGCAAUAACACCCCUCCGUGUUUUUGUUGUUAUGUUGUAUGUUUGUACAGAAGGCAAAUGGGAAAGUGGUCAUUGUGUUGUGUCGCUGUUGUCAUCGUGUCGUCUGUAUCACCGCAGGUCGCACGGUGGGAAACUAGCAAAGUGACAAAUCGACAAAUAUAAACGCACAUAUCAGGAAGAUCAUACACAUCAUGUGAAUGUAAACUAUAUCUCUUGAGGUCUUCAGCGGAGCGCGCUGGAAACGUUGCGUCGGGAUGGAAUGGUAAUAAGCUAAUUAUUAUGAUGGAUCUAUGGAAGUGAGAAAGCUCUAACAGACGAUGGUUUGUGAGGCCGGAUGGAAUAAACAUUGUUGGAGUCUUAGGAAAGUGCCUAGUAAAUAUGACGUUUCAGUUAUUUAUUUUUUUUGACUGUCAUAACAACGUACA